GUUGGCGGCGCGAACUUUUGCCUGUGACGCGCCAGUUGUUGUUUGGCAACACUUGAGCAAAGCAUUCAUUUCCGGCAGAUUUAUUCGUUUCCUGCGACCGUCGUAAGCGCAUCGUAAGCCCUUCAUCCGUUCGUUCUUCCAAACUGCACAAAUUCGCAUCUCGCCUCGUCGCACACACAGUUUGAAAUGUCGGUUUCCGCUGCAUUUAAUGUGCAAUAAUCCUUUAGUGUGGAAGUGUCAUAGAUUCAAGUGUUGCAGCAGCUGCGUUCUAGUGUGCCCUCAACGCGUAGUGUAAAAUCCCUCUGUGUGCAUUUGUGUUUGUGUGUGUGUGUGCGAGCGCAGGUGGCAAAAUGACAACCAGUGAUGAAUUUUGUCGCGAUCAUUACGAGCAUCCAUUGUUGUGGUGCGACGAGAAGAAACGUUUGGUGGAGCGCAAAAACGCCGAGGAGAGUAUGCGUAUGUGGCGGCGUCGCAAAGCUGAGGAAGUGGCGCGCAAGGAGAAGGAUAAAGCUGAGUACUACGAACUCUUCGUUAAGCACUAUCCUUGGGGUCGUCCUGGCGGUGGCGCGCCUAAUUUGGAAAUCAGACGCAAGGAUAUCACAGCCAUUGGCCUGCAUUCCACGCCCACAAUUAGCACUAUGCACCGCCUGAACUCUUGGCAACCCUGUCGCUAUAACGAUUACUUCUCACAGCGUAAAAAGUGUCAUGAUCCCGCCACCUGUUAUCAUCAUCAUUUACAUCAUCACAUACCACCAUUACCACCGCCGGCGCCACCACCACCACCGCACGUCACCACACACACACAUACUGUGCGCACCACCACCGAUGCCUGUCAUCCCGGCGCCGGCGGCGUGUUGACUGUUUGCGAGCGUAGCGUUGGCGAUGUUGGCGUUGGCGCAAAAGUCAUUGGUGCCACCAAUAGCAAUGUGACCGGCGGCGGCAGCAACGCUGUUGGUGGCAUUGGUGUUGGUUUGGGCGCCACAAAAAACGGUGAGACCUUGCAUAUAACGCUCAAAGAUCACCCAUCUAUGUCGUUUCGCAAUAAAGGACAUCUCGACAUCGAAGUACGCUAUAAACCGGGUGCCGCCACGGGUAGCAAGGGUAAGCCGUUGCUGGAAAAGAUUGUGGUGUCGGAUAGCGAUAAGUGCCCGCUGGUGCAAGGCGUACAAACACAGUCGGUUUUAAAGUGUUCGCCACGCAAGAAGAAGCUCGUCGCAAAGUUGGAGAAGCCGUUGAGUAAAGAUCCCUGGGGUAAGGCUGGUCCUGGCGGCAAACCGUGGCGCAGUCCAAAAGCGGCAGGGAGCACCUUCAUGAAAUCGCUGGGUUGGACCAACAAGGAGAUGCUGAAAGAUCUCGAUCAGGAUAAUCCCGUUACGCCAGCGGAGAAGCCAACUUUCCGCAAAGUGCGCACCAACAAAAAGGUGCAACGUUGCUGUGAGCUCUGCAUUUGCACCUGUCCCGGCAUUGUAACCAAUAAGGGCUGCCGUGGUGGCGUCGCUACAAUGCCGGCGUUGAAAAAGCCACAUCAAAGCUCUUCUAACAAAGAGCAAAGCCGUGCUACGGCAAUAAAUCCACAAAUUACAACAACAACUGCCGCUAUAAAACAAAAACACUGCCCACGCUUUGUACGCCAUUGUGGUGGCACGCUGGACACGAGCAACACAAACAAUACCGAGCAGACCAGUGCCAAUACGGGUGGUGAGGGUGUGGAAUUGGUGCCGUUGUUGGCACGUCGUCGCGCCAAUGCACGUCCCGUUAGCCUCUCCAGCACGGAUGUGACCAAGCGCACCGCCUCCAAAGAUAGGUACGCAUGCAACAUGAUUACUCGUAGCAAAUAUCUGCAACAUUUGCAACAACUACACUGCAACAAUAGCAAUAGCUAUAGCAAUAAUAUCAAUAUCAAUAAUAUGAACAACAACAACAACAGCAAUAAUAAUGAUAAGAUUAGCAACAGCAUUAGCAAAUGCAAAAUCAAACGCAAUAUCGCCAAUAAGAUUUGUAACUUAAGCAAUGCCAUCAGCCACAUGAACAACAGCAAUAACAUCAAUCGCAAUGAGAAUAGUAGCAGCGGCACUUCAUGUUGCUUAAAGAAAUUCACUUUGCAUAUUCGCUAAGCUUUUUAAGCGGCGGGAGGAUAGUGCUUGUGCUUUCGCUUAGUGCUUUUGUGGAAGCUUUAUCCCAGGAGCAGUGAUUCUAUGUUGAUGUUAGGAGAAUUAUAGGUGGUUUGAAAGUUAUAUAUAACGGUUUUCAUUUUUCGAGCAUAAAGCAUUCAACAAGCUUGACAUAUUUAGGGACAUCAAUAAGUUUUUGAAGGUUUUUCAGAUGGUUGAGUUAUAUAUUAUUAAAGAAAUUUAACAAAACUCAAAUAAGCUUUCAUGAUUAAACCUUUUAAGAUUGAGCUUUCACCUAUCGGUCAUACUAUUCAGCAGCUUGGAGCUAGCGUUCUUAGUUAUAAUAUUUUUUUUUGUAAAGAAGCCUAAAGGGCUUAAAAAUUGGUUGAUCAAGAUAAGGUUGGAAGAAUCGAGUAAAAUUUUAGCAUUUAAGAGAGCUUUUAAAGUACAUUUGUGAAUUGAAAGCAGAAGCUUUCUAAAAAAUUCUUGGUAACUUUAAUGCUUAUAAACCGAUCAAGUCUUGGUUGUAUAGAAAGUGCAGAAUAAACGCUUCCAGGCUAAUAAUUAUUCGCUUAAAUCACGCUUUGACAAUAAAAAGAGCAGAGUUUUCGCUUUUACGAGCUUUCAAUGGGCUUAUUUCUAAUGUUCUCUCCACAGCUUACAUUGAGCUUUUUAAAGCUUUUUAUGCAAUGGUAAUUAAAAGCAUACUUAAAUUGUGUAUUGAGAUAAAUAAUAUUGGAAGUUAAGUUGAGAAGUGGAAAUGAGUAGGUGACACAGAUAAAAAAAUAUAUGAUUCGAGAAGAAAUCUACUAUAUCAAUUUAUACAACAGUCAUUACUUUUAUAUAUAUAAUCAUACAUUAAUACAUAUAUACAUAUGCAGAAAUCAUGUAGCUCUACACAUAACUAAAGAUUUGCACUCAAAGAAACUUGACUUAUGAACUAUAUAAAUAUUCAAAACUAGCGUUGCUUAUCAGUUUUAUUUUUUCAUUUGUUUAAUUUUUCGUAAAAAUUACAACAAAAAAAAACAGAACAAUUUCAAUUGUAAUCAAUGUGAAAGUAUAAAAUAAUAUAAAACAAUUAGAUUAGCUGCAUUGAAAUUUGAAAAAAGUUAGCAAACAAAAUUAGAAAUCCAAAGCAAAUGCAAAAAAAAAAAUGCAAAAACGAAAUGCAAUGAAAACAAAAACAAAAGCUAGUCACAGCAAAAACACUGAUGCAAACUACAUAUAUACCGUCUUCUCUGUACUCGCCAACCGCCAACCGCCAACAAACACCAAAACCAACACCAAACAACUACCAACACGAACAACAAUAACAACAAUAACAACAACAACAUAUCGAUUGAAAUGAACUCAAUCG
Molecule: messenger RNA, 3468 nt
Organism: Zeugodacus cucurbitae (melon fly)
Lineage: Eukaryota; Metazoa; Arthropoda; Insecta; Diptera; Tephritidae
Exons: 5
Coding region: 351-2114 (587 amino acids)
Biological process (GO): positive regulation of cytokinesis
Cellular component (GO): microtubule; spindle pole; centrosome
Source: RefSeq, a predicted model, not a curated record